AUGGGUCGCAAGGAAGAGGAGGACAGCAGCACCUGGAAGAAACAGACAAGCAACAUCCAAAAAACAUUCAUUUUCAUGGAGGCCCUGGGAUCAGGUGCCUUUUCGGAGGUUUUCCUGGUGAAGCAAAGAAGCACUGGCAAGCUCUUUGCUCUGAAAUGCAUCAAGAAGUCUCCUCUCACAAGGGACAGCAGCUUGGAGAAUGAAAUAGCAGUGUUGAAAAAAAUAAAGCACGAAAACAUCGUGACUUUAGAAGAUAUCUAUGAGAGCACAACUCACUUCUACCUGGUCAUGCAGCUGGUAUCUGGGGGAGAGCUCUUUGACCGAAUCUUGGAACGAGGGGUGUACACGGAGAAAGAUGCCAGUGUGGUGAUCCACCAGGUCCUGACAGCAGUGAAAUACCUCCACGAAAACGGAAUAGUCCAUCGUGACCUGAAGCCUGAAAACCUUCUGUACCUUACUCCUGAAGACAACUCCAAAAUCAUGAUCACGGACUUUGGCUUGUCUAAAAUGGAGCAGAACGGGAUCAUGUCCACGGCCUGUGGGACUCCGGGAUACGUUGCCCCUGAAGUCCUCGCCCAGAAACCGUACAGCAAAGCUGUUGACUGCUGGUCCAUCGGAGUCAUCACCUACAUCCUCCUGUGUGGGUAUCCCCCCUUCUAUGAAGAGACUGAAUCCAAACUGUUUGAAAAGAUUAAGGAAGGCUACUACGAGUUUGAGUCUCCGUUUUGGGAUGAUAUCUCCGAAUCAGCCAAGGAUUUCAUCAGACACUUGCUGGAGAAGAACCCGAAGAUGAGGUUUAGCUGUGAAGAAGCCCUGCGGCACCCGUGGAUUAAUGGAAAUACAGCCCUUCACCGUGACAUAUACCCAUCUGUCAGCGCACAGAUCCAGAAGAACUUUGCAAAGAGCAAAUGGAGGCAAGCCUUCAACGCCGCGGCCGUCGUGCACCACAUGAAGAAGCUGCACAUGAACGGCCACGCGGCGGCCGAGGGCACCCUCCCCGUCAUACAGGUCUCAGAGGGGUCCAGACCCAACACUCCCAUGGUGACCACCCACCCAGCGACACCCAGCAAAGAGGAGGACCCAUCACUGCCUCUGGUCCCCACGCAGGGCUGCCCAAACCCUCCCACUCAGCUGGAGCAAGACACGGCAAUGAGGGAAGAAAAGGUGCAAAGCCAGUGGGAGAACGGAGCGGUGCCCGCAGGGAGCAGCCUGGCCCUGCCCGAGAACCACAGCCCACCAGCCAGAACUUCUUGUGGCUGCAGUCCAGCCUGCAUGGGGCACGAGAAAACGAAGACGUCCUUCUGCUCCGAGACAGUGCUGCUUAAAAAACCUGCAAAAUCCCAUCAUUUCAAAUCAGAAGUUCUCGUUCCAGUGAAAACCAGUAAGCACUCUUCUCACUGUGGCACUGGGCAAACUGGAGUUUGUUUGAUCAUGUGA
Merops nubicus (carmine bee-eater) is the source of this 1437-nucleotide messenger RNA. RefSeq names its product calcium/calmodulin-dependent protein kinase IG (gene CAMK1G). Gene Ontology annotation, cellular component: intracellular anatomical structure. Gene Ontology annotation, molecular function: calmodulin binding; calcium/calmodulin-dependent protein kinase activity; ATP binding. The record is from RefSeq and is a predicted model, not a curated record. The transcript has 11 exons. Gene Ontology annotation, biological process: peptidyl-serine phosphorylation. The coding region runs from base 1 to 1437 and encodes 478 amino acids. NCBI's taxonomy places the organism in Eukaryota, Metazoa, Chordata, Aves, Coraciiformes, Meropidae.